UUCGUUCAUUAGAAAAAAAUGGAACAUUUUUCUUUAUCAACCAAGUUCUUCUUUCUUUCUUUUGUUUUUACUGUUUUGUGUAGCUCAGAAGCGGUUAUUCAGUUACCAAAUAAUGAGACAGUUCUAGCAGUCAUUAUGUUUGGAGACUCCAUCGUUGAUACAGGCAACAACAAUGGUCUUACAUCAGUGGUGAAGUGUGAUUUUCCUCCUUAUGGGAGAGAUUUUAAUGGAGGAAUGCCAACGGGAAGAUUUUCAAAUGGAAAGGUUCCCUCAGACUUCUUAGUGGAAGAAUUGGGAAUUAAAGAACUCCUACCAGCUUAUAGGGAUCCAAGUUUGCAGCCCAAAGAUCUCUUAACAGGUGUAAGCUUUGCAUCUGGUGGCACAGGAUACGAUCCUUUGACACCUAAAGUAGUGUCAGCCAUAUCACUAUCUGAGCAAUUACAAGAUUUCAAGCAAUACAUAGGGAAGUUGAAAGGAAUUGUUGGAGAAGAGAGAACAAACUUCAUAUUAGCCAAAAGUGCAGUUUUUGUGGUGGCAAGCAGCAAUGACAUUGCCAAUACCUAUUUUCUUACUGGAAUAAGGAAAGCCGAAUACGAUAUUCCAUCUUAUGCUGAUCUUUUACUCAAUUCAGCUUCUAAUUUCAUCAAGGAACUGUAUGGACUGGGGGCACGAAGGAUUGGUGUUUUCAGUGCACCACCACUAGGAUGUGUGCCAUCACAACGACUUUUGGUUGGAGGCUCAGAAACUGAGUGUGCAAAGCAGCCCAAUCAAGCAUCACAAGUGUUCAAUGAUAAACUUUCUAGGGAGUUGGGUUACCUUAACAACAAUUUGCCUAAUGCAAAGGUGGUCUAUAUUGAUGUCUACAACCCCAUACUUGAUCUCGUAACAAAUCCAAAGAAAUAUGGCUUUGAGAUUGCAAAUAAAGGGUGUUGUGGCACUGGAACUGUAGAGGUAGCAAUAUUGUGCAACCAAUUAGACCAUCACACUUGUACCGACGACUCUAAGUACGUGUUUUUUGACAGUUACCAUCCUACAGAAAAAGCUUACAAGAUAAUUGUCAAUCAGCUCAUUACAAAAUAUAUCUACAACUUCGUUUGAGAUUGAUGAUUUUCCUCAACUCUCAAUUAAUUAUCAACCAGACUUUUUUUUUUUUUUUUUUUUUGAGAUAAAUUAUCAACCAGACUUUGCAAAUUCUUUUUCCUCUUAUUGCAAUGGAGAUCGUCCUAUUUUCUUUAUGAAAUAUUAUUGUAAGUUGUAACAAUUAAUUAGUUCUGAAAGUUUCAUUGAGCUUGACCCAAAUAAAAGGGAUUAGGUUUUGAGUUGGGAGUGCCAA
Molecule: messenger RNA, 1333 nt
Organism: Quercus robur (English oak)
Lineage: Eukaryota; Viridiplantae; Streptophyta; Magnoliopsida; Fagales; Fagaceae
Product: GDSL esterase/lipase EXL3-like
Exons: 5
Coding region: 19-1098 (359 amino acids)
Biological process (GO): lipid metabolic process
Cellular component (GO): extracellular region
Molecular function (GO): lipase activity
Source: RefSeq, a predicted model, not a curated record